AUGUGCAAACAGAAACGAGAGAGGGAGCAGAGGAGGAGGCUGCAGCACUUUCUAAGUGACCUGGCUUUACUCGGGUCCCUGCAGGGCUUUAAAUACUUCCAGCCGUGGCUGAGAGGGAAGGAGGAGUUGCUGCUGACGGUUGUUAAUGAAGAUCUGGGUUGGCGCUCCCCGGGUUUCGCGGUCUCCAGAGCCUCCUCUUACUCCUCCACCAGCAGCUGUAACAGCAGCGACGUCUCCCCCAGCAGCUCCUCCCCGAGCCUGGGCAGCCGGGGCAGCUCUCCCCUCCCCGGGGAGCCUCCGGGGCCCCGAGACCCGCCGCCGCCGUCUCACACACACACCAGGGCGCAGCCACAGGCGGUCAGGGAGCCCCGCGGCGCGGAGCAUCUCCUCCCAGCCUCUCCCAGUGAAAGAGAGAUAGCAGUGCCGGAGGUCAACUGCACUCUGUUUUUAUUGGCCGGCUACGUCAGGUACGGCCGGCCCUACGCGUGGAUUCGCUCCAAUCACGAGCGCCUGGUGAACAUCGGGGGCACCGACUCCAUGGUCAAGGACACGCCCAUGAAACUCAAGUCCAUCGCAGACUGGCAGACGCGAGGUAUUCGCGUGUGGGACGUCAUCAGCGAGCUGGUGUGUCUGUGCACCGUCCCCUCUCCCUCCAACCCCUUCGCCCUGGACGUGCGCUACAUCCAAAGCCUUCCCCUCCCCGACCGCUUCCUCGUCACGGGCGCUCUCCUGAACUUCCUGGAGAUGUACGUGGUGUACGGCAACCAGGACGAGUUGCACUACGACAAAGUGGUGGAGGAGGUGAGGCCUCUGAGGCGUCUCCACGUCCAGUCCCUGCUGGAGUUCCAGCGACACAGGGAGAGCUCCUGGGCGGCCGGCAGUCCCGCAGAGCAGGACUCUUCCGGAGAAGAGAAUAUUUAAUGUGUGAUCCACAUGCAGAUGAGAUAUGUGCACUUUUACUGACUUCUUGGCAAAAAGACAUUGCAAAUGGGUUCAAAUGUUUGACAUUUAGGUGAUUUAUUGUGUGUGGACUAAUGUGCUUCUUUCAAGGCUACACAGUUCAGAUAUGCGUGUGUAUUUGUACUAUAGUUGGAAGGUAGUCACAUGUAUGAGAGUUGUU
Messenger RNA from Pseudoliparis swirei, 1120 nucleotides. RefSeq lists its product as uncharacterized. The transcript is spliced from 7 exons. The record is from RefSeq and is a predicted model, not a curated record. Lineage: Eukaryota; Metazoa; Chordata; Actinopteri; Perciformes; Liparidae. The coding region runs from base 1 to 921 and encodes 306 amino acids.